Messenger RNA from Phlebotomus argentipes, 1236 nucleotides. RefSeq lists its product as uncharacterized. The record is from RefSeq and is a predicted model, not a curated record. Lineage: Eukaryota; Metazoa; Arthropoda; Insecta; Diptera; Psychodidae. The transcript is spliced from 6 exons. The coding region runs from base 348 to 1058 and encodes 236 amino acids.
AUCCCCGCGAUGUAAUAUCCAAAUUCCUGAGUGCUUGUUUUAACGAUCGUUACUUUUGUUUAAAUAAUGCGCUUGAGGAGCUUUUCUCCGCCAUUUAUAAAAUCGCUUUGCACCUGACAAAGUGGGGAAAGCGCGAUCGUCCUAUGUGUAGUGCUGCCAACAUUUAGAUGACAAAUGCCAGCAUUCUGGGAUUCUCGGAAUCCUGUUCCUCCUCUUCGUUUUGAGAAUCCUAUGCAGAGGAUCACUAUUAAGUGCAAUCUCACGAUUUUUGGUAAAAAUCCUUGGGAAUUGUGAAAAUAAAGGCGAAAAAACAUUUCUGAGAUUGCAAGAAUCAUAUUUAGCAAGCCAUGAAUUACAAGGAGUCCACGAAUACCAAGGUUCUUGGAAACAUUUCCCGUCAGAGUGGAUCCGGUUCCAGUGGUAACGCCCAGAACUUGCAUAAUCCCAAUGCUCCCAAUCCUCUCGACCCAAAGCAUCUGGAAGCUGAGUACAAGGAAAUUUGUACACGCAUCGGCAUGCAUGAGAGAUCCGCUGAACUUACAAGACAAACACCGCGCGAUGAAGUUACUGUUCCUACUAAACUAGCUCCCAUUAGAAAUCAUCUGUUAGAAUGUGUAAGGACUCUUGUGAGAGUGAACCAAAUAAUUCGGUCAGACUUGCACGAGCGCAAGAUGUUGAUGCUGGAGCUCGAUCAGAACCCUCCGACCAUCUCAGAACGCGAGGCUGAGUUCAAAAUCAAUGCUAUUAAGAUAAAAAACAUGCUGAAACGCAUGUAUGCUGUGGAGGCUGUGGACAUAGCAACAAUGGCAUAUAAAGAAGAAAGAUACAUUAUAACCGAAAUGGUUGCGUAUCGUAUUAAGCUCAAGAUUCGGGAAUUAGAGAAGAAAUAUCUUCAGCUAGAGAUGAAAUAUGUGGACGAGCGCAUUGCUGCUCUGCAGUUUGAAGCGGCGAAGAAAGCGGCCACUCAGGAAGAUUCUCCAGCCGCCAAGCCAGAGGAUGAAGACCUUGGUGAAGAUUGGUGUGUCUUGAACCACGAAGACUUUGCAGAGCAUCAAUAGGACCAUAAAGAGAUGAAGCCAAAAUAUCGAGAGAUAACGAUCAGAGUUGAUGCGAAUUUCAGGAAACAUUAAUUUUUUUUCAAUUUCCUCUUCAAACCACUAAUAAAUUGUAAUUCUGGUUUGAAAAUAAAGUGAAAACACAAAAAAUCGCUUGAAGCUGCUUCUUGUAACUGCAACG